GACAGAGAUGCAACAAUGCAUUUUCAACCCUCCAGUCGGGGCAGUCGUGUGGCAAUAAUCCUGGGAUUCAUUGGGGUCGGCGGCGGUGGCGAAUGGCGACGUCGAGCGCGGGGUACAGAGCCUCCGCCCGCGCGCCGCGGCUGCACCGCUCGAGCUGUCAAACCGCCUCGGACGGGCAACCGGCUCGAACGCUCGCUCACCGCACCACAUCGCGAUCGUUCGUUCGCGACUAGUGACAGUGUGUGUUUGUACUCGCAUGACGGACACCACUCGCGGGAGAUGAACGGCAGCACGACCACGGUGAAUGGCGGCGCCGUCAACGGUACCAACGGUAUCAACGGUAUCGGAGCAGCUCCUCGGACAGCCACUCUCGGGACACCGAACAGUUACGCGUACACCUCCAGCGGUUCCUUACUCGGGAGAGGAGGUUCCGCUAGACCGGUACCUCCGCCGACCCUUCCGAAAUAUAGUGGAUCAUUUAGCGCAGGAAGCACACUCAGUGCGACAGGACUUCGAGAACGUGACAGAGAAGGAACAGGUGGCUCUCAUCGACUAGCUAGCCUCGAAAGAUUAGCACUCCGACAGCGCAUCAUAGAACAGAGCUCUAAUAACCAGGUCGGAAGUGUGACAACUAACAGUACCUCUGGCACGAACAGUGGACCCACCUUUGCUACCGUCACCCUUACCGAUACUGCAACGUUGCAAAGUAAGCGCGAGCUGUUCUUCAAAUCGGACACAGUGAGCGGCGGCGGAGUGAGCGCCACGGGGCUACCGUCAGCCGCUCCGCCCGCCCCGCCCGUGGCCCCGUCGGCGCUGAAGGAUGCCCUCGCGAAACGCUCCGCCACGCUGCCCGAGCCGCAAGAGAACAGCCACCACGAGGCAAACGGUACCGCGCCCAAGCUCAGCAACAGCGUGUCGGUGGACGGGGGGCGGACGGCCGCGAUGCCGCCGCAGAUGCCCGCGCCGCCUGUGCCGACCACGGCGCCUCCGCCUGUCACCGCUCCGCUUAGGAGUACAGAGAACAUUAUGAAGAAAUCUGAUCACCCACCAGUUGCGCCAAAACCCGAAUUACCUAAGAUAGAGAAACCCAAGACCAAAGAAUUAGAUGGAUACGUUGGAUUUGCGAAUCUACCAAACCAGGUGUACAGGAAAGCAGUCAAAAAAGGCUUCGAGUUCACACUAAUGGUUGUAGGUGAGACAGGAUUGGGCAAAUCGACAUUAAUAAAUUCGUUGUUCCUCACGGAUGUGUACGAUAAAGACAAGCAUCCGGGCCCGUCUCUGCGCGUGAAGAAAACCGUGGGCGUUGAGACUAGUGUUGUGCUCCUCAAAGAAAAUGGCGUCAAUCUCACACUCACGAUUGUCGACACACCGGGCUUCGGCGACGCGGUGGACAAUAGUAAUUGCUGGCAACCCAUCAUCGAUUUCGUGGAAUCGAAGUAUGAGGAAUUCUUGAAUGCGGAGUCACGAGUGACGCGGAUGGCCGCGCCGCCCGACACGCGCGUCCAUUGCUGCCUGUACUUCAUAGCGCCGAGCGGGCACGGACUCAAACCCCUCGAUGUAGAGUUCAUGCAGCGGCUCGGCGAUAAAGUCAACAUUAUACCGGUCAUCGCCAAGGCCGAUACUAUGACGCCCGAAGAAUGCAAGGAUUUCAAAGAACAGAUCCUGAAAGAGAUAGCACAGCACAAAAUCAAAAUCUACGACUUCCCCGAGAGUACGGGAGAGGAGGGCGAGGGCGCGGAUACCAGCAAAGCGUUGAGGGGCCGCGUGCCCUUCGCUGUGGUCGGUGCUAACACGGUCAUCGAGCAAGACGGCCGGCGGAUCCGCGGCAGGAAGUACCCCUGGGGGAUCGCUGAAGUGGAAAACUUGGAACACUGCGAUUUCUUGGCACUCCGCAACAUGGUGAUCAGGACGCAUCUGCAGGACCUCAAAGACGUGACCAGCUCCGUACACUAUGAGAACUAUAGGUGCCGCAAGCUCGCCGGACUGUCGCACGACGGCAAACCACAUAGGAUGAAUUCCAACAAUUUCUGCCCGCAAGGACUGAUGAACAGUUUCAUGACCGUGUGGAAUCCAUUGGCACAGAUGGAGGAAGAGAAGAGAGAACAUGACUCCAAAAUGAAGAAGAUGGAAAUUGAAAUGGAACAGGUGUUCGAUAUGAAGGUGCGUGAAAAGCGCGCCAAGCUGAAGGAGUCGGAGGUGGAGCUGGCGCGGCGGCACGAGGCCACGCGGCGCGCGCUCGAGGCACAGGCGCGUGAGCUGGAGGAGCGGCAGAGGGCGCUGAUGGCGGAGCAGGCCGCUUGGGAGCGCGAGACCGGCCUCUCGCUCGACGACCUGCGCCGACGCUCACUCGAGGCCAACAGCAAGGAGACGGUCGAUGGCAAGGAUAAGAAGGACAAGAAGAAGAAAGAUUGGUCAUUUAAGAAUGUCACAUCGGGAAUAAGUAUAUAAACCUAAGAGGACACACUAACAAUAAAUUUUUAAACCUUAAAAAUAUUGUAGACCAAUGAAUUAUGUAAAUGCACUGGAGCAACGAUAACAAAAGACUAAAACAUUGUUAUUUUUAAAUUAUUACAAAAACAUUCGUACCAGAUACAUUGGACAGUUUCCCACACUUUAUUUUGCUGACAGAUCUUUAUAAAACAAAUAUAACUGAUUAUAAAUUUUAAAGAGUAAAGUUCAAAUUGACAGACAGAAAUACAUCUUGGCAAAGUCGCAUUUUAGUAAUUCCAUUGGAAUUUAUUGAAAAAAUUAUAAUGCUAGCGAUUUGAUAUGAACAUACAUAAUAUAUAACCACUUUCUGCUGUGAGGUGCGAUAUUUCCAUAGUAAGUUAAUAAUAAAUUAACGCUGAAAGGUUAUGUUGAAGCAUUAGUGUCUGUUUUCGGGCAUUUGUAAUAUUUUACAUAAUUAUGUCCGUUAAAUGUGAACUCUACUUGCUAAAAUUAAAUAUACAAAUAUCAAUAAUAUAAAAAGAGUCGAGCAAAUAUUCACAUAAUUCUUCGACCUACUUUAAGCUUUAUUGGCGAACUUUCGCUUUGUUUGCAAAAAUCUGCUGGGAUUUUAAAAGCGCCUAUAGGCCUAUAUACUAUUACACGUACUGUUAAAGACAUUGGGAAUUGCUGGUGCAUAUGUCAAAUGUUUUGCUUUACCUACUCACUGUACAAGUGCCAUAAUAAUGUUUGUGGAACUGUAAAAUGUAUCGUUAUUUUAUUUUUACCUAUAUUUAUGUAUAAGAUUUAUUCCAUGACAAAGCAUUUAUUUUGAUAAGUGAGGCCUAAUUUUGUAUGAAUUUUUUUCAAGCAAUGUUUACAUACAAUUAUAAUAUAAAAUUUUUCUCUACCAUUGACAUAAUAGAUUCUAGAGGCUUAAAAAAACCGGUUAAAAUCACAAGACUAUCUAAAGGCUCUACAUUUUUCUUAUACGUCCAUAAAGAUGCCAAAGUAGGUUGAAAAACAAACUGCUUAACAGUAUGUUUAGACAUAUCGAACAAUUAUUAUUGACACAUAAUAUAAAUCUUCAAACGUUCGUAUUUAAAAGAUGGCGAAGUCAUGCUUCUUUUUACGAUGUCAAUUUUAAGUUUAAUUUAAGUUGACGAAAAUAGGCUAUGUAGAAGGGACCUAGACGGUAAGCUAAUGCCAACCGGCUUUGUGAUUGUCUAGAUACUGGAUGGGAUCAUAAUGGGAUAGGUUGGUUCGAAAAAGCAUUAUUAGCAUUUUAAGCUGGAAGUACGCAUUUAUGUGCGCCUAGCCUUAAAACUGAUGGGCCAAGAGGGCGUGAAGUAUAUGAUGAGAUGUUUGACGAAUAUUUAUUUGAUAAAUUCUCUUCUUAUUGAAAAUUUUUGAUGUGAUAAUGAUUCUGGGUGGAUUUAAUAAGAGAGGUGACUGAAGCGAGAUAGCAACUGUGCAACCUAAUUAAAACAUUUUGGAAAACAUGCCAGACUUAAUACACCUUUUUUAACAUUGAAAUUAUAACCAAAAUUAUUAUUUUCUUUCUUUGAAGCAGAAUUAAAGACAUUUAAAUUUAAUACAAAUGUAUUAAACCAAAUCAUUAAACAUAAUAAAAAGUAAAUAAUGGAAAAGAGUAGACCUUUUUAAAUUUUUAAAAACGUUAAGGUCCAUAAAGAGUUGUAGGAUGUGUUUAUUAUAUUAUUAUAGGAUUUGCCUUAUCAUAAACUCUUAUAACUAUUUUUUAUAAAUUACUGGCAUCAACUAACAUACAAAAUGCAGCACGUGUUUUUGAUUCAUAAUUAAACUCAACAUAAUAGUUUCAUAAUAAAACUCGCUGUCGCCAAGGUUUUUGCAAAAUUGUUGAGUGAUAUGAAUUUGAAGUGGUGAUUUCAGCUCAAACUGUGUGAAAUAUUUGGUAGGAACUAUUUGUCUUUAACGAUAAUAAUAUGAUGGUAUUGGUAGCAUAUUUUUAAUAAUGCUAGACGAUAUUUAUUUUGAUUUUCUGUUGAGAUUUUAAUGAUAUUAGAUGUUACGCAUUGUAGUCCUAGUACAAGAUUAUAGGUACACCGUUUUAAAAUUUUUACGAGUCGAUCUGAUAGCUACAGUAUACAAAUUGUAUUAAUAUAAUAAAAUAAAAUGAAGUGAAAAAUACUUUCAUAAAUGAUUGAAAUGCCACUUAAUCGAAUCAAUGCUUCUUGCUUUUUGCUAAAAGGUCUGCACUUUUAUCAAUGAGGUUCGCUAUACACUAUGGGUGUACAAUACCCAUAUUAUGGUUGAACUCUUGCCCGAUCCUGCCAAUUCACUGAAUGUGAGUCAGAACUGAAUUUGUACGCAGUAGCUAUCGUGGCGACUCUAUUCAGACGUGGAUUAGAUAUUUUUUACAUCUUUAUAAAAAUAAUGAAUAUGGUGUUUUUUGAAGUUCAGCUUAUUCGGUGCAAUCGGAUACCUGACCGAGUUGUGGCACGGCGUUCGAUAUAUACUCCGGUAUAUUGUGCUUAGUGAUAUUAAUAUGCUCAUAGACCAUAGUUCAGGUGUGAGAUAGGCCUUAGCUCUAGCUAGGUGUUAGUUCUUUAUAAUAUCGUAAGAGAGCGAAGGAGCGAUAGUGCUCAACAGAUGACGACGAUGGUUUUUCUAUUCAUUGUUUAUUCGUAGAUUGUAAAUUCGACUCCUAUCCUGUUAUAAAUAAAUAAACUUUAUUACGUUACUUUGUAUUACUCACGUAAAAUGGCGUAUCCUAUUAUACUGCUAUACUUCGACUUUCUGUAAAUACUUUUUUAGUCAUUAUCCUUAAUACAAAUUAUAUAAUAUCAAGUAGUGAGAUGUUACUAUCGCAAGAGACCGAACUGUCGGUAAAAGACGCAGACAAUUAAUGUCUAAUGAUGAUUUGACCACAUUGCGAUUAAAGUUACUAAAUAUUAAAAUGAUAUGUUAGUUCAAUCGACAGCAUCACAAUUAUCCGCCUACUAUAAUAUGACGCGAGUGUACUAAAGUGGGCGGGGCGGGUAAUUGUGCCUCUGAGUAUAUAAAUAACAGUGUUACAAUGAGGUCUGUUCCAAGGGUUUAGCAAGACAUCGUCUAAGGCUUCGUCACACUGCGAACGGGACGGCGACGCGACCCUGUAGACCUUUUUUGCGCACCACGACGUAUCUCGAGAAGUGAGAAAGAAAUAUUUCGAUCAAUAGCGGCGGAUAUAGCUUUCUCUUUCGUUGUGAUAGGAUAUUUUGGAUUGCGCCGCAAUUGGUUGACAUUGGUCUUUCUUUCGUCUCGAGGUAUGCCGUAGUGCGCAUCUUAGGUCUACUGGCGGGAGAUGCAGUUGCAACUUGUACGUAAUAUAGUUAAUAUUGAACAUGUCAAACAGAGCAGUCGCGCUCGGCGUGACGUACUGUACUAUUUCGACCAAUAGCUUCGACCAAUAACGGCGAAUAUCGCUUUCGAUUUCGUUGUGAUAGUGAUAGGAUAUUUUCGAUUGCGUCGCUAUUUGUUGACAUUAGUUUUUUUCUUGUCUCGAGAUAUGCCGUAGUGCGCAUCUUAGGUCUACUGGCGGGAGGUACAGUUGCAACUUGUAUUACAGUUAAUAUAGAACACGUUAAACAGAGCAGUCGUGGUCGGCGUGACGUACUGUUUGACGUGACGUAAGUUACAACGGCACACGUCACGCUACGUCACUGUCGUCCCGUCUGUUGUGUGGCGAAACCUCAAGAGAUGAUAACUCUAGUGAUAAUAACAUCUCAUUGUUAUCGAGUUAAUACUGAAUACUGAUAUCGUAAUUUAUAACGAAAUGCAUAAUCUUUAUUUAAUGGACAUAUGCCAUGUUUAAACAAUGUGUUAUUUCCCCACACCACAGUAUUGACUUCCGUGUUAAAAUUAGGUAUUUUAUCUAUAAGUGUAUUGCUUAAUUUUGUAUUUUGUGUAGGGUCACGACCCACCUUACCUUACGAUCUUUUGCUUAGUCACGAAGGAUGUGAUUGACAUGUUGGAGGGCAAAGUUCAGACGAUGUAAUAUAUUGUACCUUUGAAUAAAUAUAAAUAAAUACGUAAUAUAUAGGAAA
Messenger RNA from Bicyclus anynana (squinting bush brown), 6494 nucleotides. RefSeq names its product septin-7 (gene pnut). Gene Ontology annotation, biological process: cilium assembly; cytoskeleton-dependent cytokinesis. The record is from RefSeq and is a predicted model, not a curated record. Gene Ontology annotation, cellular component: cell division site; septin ring; septin complex. NCBI's taxonomy places the organism in Eukaryota, Metazoa, Arthropoda, Insecta, Lepidoptera, Nymphalidae. The transcript is spliced from 12 exons. Gene Ontology annotation, molecular function: GTP binding; GTPase activity; molecular adaptor activity. Bases 16 to 2448 code for a protein of 810 amino acids.